AUGGAGCUAUUAGACCUUCAUUACGACUCAUUGGUAAAUUGGUUCGUCAGCCAUGGGAAACUUGAUAAUGACUGCAGAAGGUGCUUUAUAGGCAUGGAAUCUGAGACUAAGCAGUUGAUUGACGACAUUAAAUCAACUAGUGCCGCUGUCACAGAAUACAUAAACAAGUACUACGAUAAAGACGCCGUUUCUUACUAUCAUUUUACAAAAAUAAUUGAGAUUUUAGAGAAUGACGAAAGGGCUAAGCAGAAGAAUAUCUUGGGUCAAUGCACAUUUGAGCCUCUAUACAACUCUAGGAAAUUGUUGAGCAAGUAUAACAAGAAUAGACUGUAUUUGGUGGCAUAUGCUGAGAUACUGAAGAGAAACGUAAAAUAUUACAUACCCUUUUUAAGAUCUUCGAUUAAAAAUUCCCAGAAACAGAUAGACAAUUUGCUCAAAAAACAAGUGGAUAUCGCUGACCAAGUGGAUAAUUUGUACAAAAAACUCAAGGUCAGACUAUCAGAGUAUAAACUUAACAUUGAUAACUUUACAAGUCAAUCGUCUCGAGAUAAUUUGUUUGAUACUAUAAAAAUCAAUUACAUUUAUCUCGCAGAUGAAUAUCUAUCGCAAACGUUUUCAGAACUACUUGUGCUAAUUAAAAAUGACAUAUUUCCCAUCACCAAAAUGUUUACAGACGUUGUAAACGAGAGAAAUUUUGAUAAAAACCUUGUAGAUUUUACAAAUAUUACUCACCUAAUCAAUUUCGAUACUCCAAUAGAUUCCAACUUGGAUGUGUAUUUCCAAAUAAACAAGGAUAAAUUGUUGGGAGAAAUCAAAGAACUGUUGACCUUCAUCGUUCAGAUUAAGAGUCAGUAUGAAAUGUCAGUUUUGCCACAAAACAUUUUAAAAAUAUUCGCAGGCACAAACUUUGAAAAUUGUAUCAAUUCGCUCAACAAAUCAAUUGAGUUAAUGAACGGGCGCAAAACUAUUGAAAUGAUGCAAAUAAAGUGUAACCCAGAAUAUCGCAAUCAGUGUGCCAGUAAGGAGAUCGAUUUGUGGAACAAGUAUUUCAACAUUAAAGAUUUGGGAUACAAGACCAACAACAGGAUAAAAGAAAUGGGGGAUGAGGUGCAACAGUUAACUACUAAGUUGGAAAAAUUACGGGAUGAAACAAGAGAGAUUACCAAGGUUGUUGAAUCCGUAGCACAGGAAAUGACUGGACUGACUGUCAAAAUCAUAGGAACAAACAUCUAA
This is a messenger RNA of Babesia microti strain RI, 1233 nucleotides long. Its product is annotated as CDK5RAP3-like protein. The transcript has 5 exons. The record is from RefSeq and is a predicted model, not a curated record. Bases 1 to 1233 code for a protein of 410 amino acids. Gene Ontology annotation, biological process: regulation of mitotic cell cycle; regulation of cyclin-dependent protein serine/threonine kinase activity. Lineage: Eukaryota; Apicomplexa; Aconoidasida; Piroplasmida; Babesiidae. Gene Ontology annotation, cellular component: endomembrane system.